AUGGCAACGAACCACUUGUUACACUGCUACAUGCAUCACGAUACAGCGUUACAUACGAGCAUUAUAGUCGCGUUAAUAAAAAUGAAACCCAGACAACAGCUGCUGGCUGUUGGCGUGCAGCAACUACCACAGGGUGACAAUGACAAUGACGAUGAGGAUAACGAUCAGGAUGAUGAUAAGGAUGACGAUGAGGAUGAAGACAAUGAUGACAAUGUUGCCGAUGGUGGCGACAGUAAAGAUGCUAACUAUGAUGACAAGGAUGCCAAUGACGAUAAUGACGGUGAUGACGAUGAUGGUGAUCAUGGUUAUGAUGACUGA
Messenger RNA from Anoplophora glabripennis (Asian longhorned beetle), 318 nucleotides. Its product is annotated as trigger factor. The record is from RefSeq and is a predicted model, not a curated record. The transcript has 2 exons. The coding region runs from base 1 to 318 and encodes 105 amino acids. Lineage: Eukaryota; Metazoa; Arthropoda; Insecta; Coleoptera; Cerambycidae.